UUGUGAUUAGUUCAUAGAUCAUAUUUGGUUUAAUCAAAUAUUGUGUCGAAUCUGUCGUGCUGGUUCACAGUCAGCAGAGCAAGAUGGCGGCCCCUACUAAACAGUACGGGCUGAUUUUGUCCCAGAAGAAAGGAUUGUCUAAGAGCCUGCAGAAACACUCUGUGUUUGAGGAUGACUCAGAUGAUGAGACCACAGUUGGGGAGACUCUGCAGAAAGAAGCUGUCAAAAAGAAGAUGAUGAAGCAGACACGUUUGGAAAUGCACAAGGCCCUAGAACAGGACAGCACUGUUUAUGACUACGAUGGUGUGUACGAUGACAUUCAAAAACAGAGACUUGAGAGCAACAAAAAAAUUCUGGGAGGCGCUGACAAAAAGCCAAAGUACAUCCACCAAUUGAUGAGAGCAGUUGAGGACCGAAAGAAAGAACAAGAACGAAGGGAAGAGAGGAAGAUCCAGAAGGAAAGAGAGGCAGAAGGAGAGCAGUUUGCAGAUAAAGACGCUUACGUUACAUCCGCCUACAAGCUAAAACUGCAGGAGCAGAAGGAGGAGCUGGAGAAAGAAAAAAGAGAGGCUGCGAUGGAAGCGGCUUUGGACGUGAAGAAACAGAAAGAUCUGAGCGGCUUCUACCGCCACCUGCUGAAUCAGACCGUAGGAGAGGAGGCGAUACCAGAUGGCUCAGCAAACAAAACUCAAAACUCUAAGGUUUCAAAAGACACAGAGAGGACUUCCCCUGUUCCCUCAUCUACGUCCCAUGACAAUAUUCCAAGUUCAGGCAGCGACAGUGAGGAGGGGCAUGAGCAGAAGACUGGAUUUAGCAAGCUUGGGGCAGGCUCUACACACUCAAAACGCCAAUAUAGGCAGAGGUCACCUUCAUCAGGGAGUGGAGAAGAGAAGGAGAGAGAGAAGGAGAGAGACAGACAUAAGAAGAGGCACAGAGAUCAAGACAGAGGACGGGACAGAGAUCAAGACAGAGGACGGGACAGAGAUCAAGACAGAGGACGGGACAGAGAUCAAGACAGAGGACGGGACAGAGAUCAAGAGAGGGACCGAAACAGGGGAAGGGAACGGGAUGACAGACACGGGGGAAGAAGGGACGGAAGGAAAGACAGGGACAGAGGCAGGGACGAUGACAGAAGCAGAGCCAAGGACACAGACAGGGAAGACAGGCAUGGGAAGAGGGAGAGGAGCCCUAAGGAAAGAGAGAGGGAUAAGAAUGGGGAAAGAGACAAGAGAAGGAAUCACGAUGAAGACAAGCGAAAGGACAAAGAUCAGGAAGAAGAGAAGGAUAGAAAGAAGCAACCAGAGAGCGAGAAGGCAGUAAAGGGAGACGAAAAAGAUCCAGAAAAGAAGGAGGCAGUCGGAGAACAGAACACGGAGGAAAAAGAUGAACAGAAACAGAAAGACGAGGAGAAAGAGGAUGCGGAGGAGAAGGCGAACAAGUUUGCAAAGCGCAGCACGGAUCACACUGUUAGUUCGGCGAGAGACAGGUACGUGGCCAGGCAGAUAGCCCGCUCGUCAUGUAAGACUUAUAUAGAGAAGGAGGAGGACUGAGCGCUGUGCAGCACAAUAAAGAAGACAAGGCUUGUUAUUUCAUGUCUUUCUUUUACGAAAAAUCCCAUGAAAAUGCCAAAAACCAACACUGAGUUAGUAUCUUCUUCUAUCAAUAUCUUCUGACUUCCGUUGCCUGUUAGCCAAGCCCAUUGGUAACUGGAGAUGUAAAUCUUUAAAAAAAACUGACUCUUUUCUAGGAUCACUGAUUUUUGCAAGCUUUCUUCUAGCAGGAAUAAAUAUAAUUAUAUCGUAUGUUAUAUUACUUUAAGGGAUUAUUUUCAGCCUUCAUUUGAUGCUCUAGUGAGUAUUUACUGUAAUAAAGUAUGCAGAAUUAACUCAAAUAAAGUGUAAUUCACAUGUUUAUUGUUAUUAAAGAACAUGUCGCCCAGUCUCAUAGUGUGGCUCGUUGAUGUAAUAGUUUUGGUCAAUAAAGGUAGCUGUGGCAUUGACUACCAAGACAAUUCACUGUUGGUUUUAGUCUUUUAGUGGGAUCUACUGACGAUAAGAAUAAUAUUGAUAAUAUUGCCAACCUUAUCCUGUAUGCGCUGACUCCACUUAAACACUGCAGUGGACAGAUACAAACAGCAGAGUGUGCUGGUUGUCAGUGACAAAAGAGAGAGAGAGCUGGACAAUAUCAUUCUUUUGAACUGGAAUUGAUGGAUUUGGGGUUUAUGAUUUUGAAAUGAGUACACAAACUUGUAAAUAUGAGUUUUGACAGCGCAACCAUCGUAACAAUACACACAUGAAUGAGUGUAUAAAGUACAUUUUACCUUAUUGCAGAAUUCAGAGGAAAAGUGGAACAACGUGAGCCAGUGAUGGUUGUGGUUGAUCACUUUUGUUGAAUUAUUUUGUAUUUUUCCCAUGUAGUCAGCGAUGAGUUAAUAAAUCAUUUCUGUCCCACAA
Anoplopoma fimbria (sablefish) is the source of this 2453-nucleotide messenger RNA. It is a transcript of the gene nsrp1, whose product is annotated as nuclear speckle splicing regulatory protein 1. The transcript has 7 exons. Gene Ontology annotation, biological process: regulation of alternative mRNA splicing, via spliceosome. The record is from RefSeq and is a predicted model, not a curated record. The coding region runs from base 84 to 1550 and encodes 488 amino acids. NCBI's taxonomy places the organism in Eukaryota, Metazoa, Chordata, Actinopteri, Perciformes, Anoplopomatidae.